Messenger RNA from [Torrubiella] hemipterigena, 4441 nucleotides. The record is from the annotation of a GenBank genome assembly. NCBI's taxonomy places the organism in Eukaryota, Fungi, Ascomycota, Sordariomycetes, Hypocreales, Clavicipitaceae.
CUGUCUGGCACUGCGACCACACACGUCAGGUCCGACCGGGGGCUGCCCUUUGACUCAACCUUUUUCUGCGCUGCCCUCCGAUGUUGUGCGGGUGGCCCAUAUACAGUCUACUCGAGCCUCCUCUCUUUCCUUCUUUCCCACCCAGACUUGUCACUCGACACUUUGCUGUUUAUUCAACACACGCUGUUGGUUUAUUUCCCAACCUUUUAAACUCGCCUUCGCCUCCCUCCGCCAUUCACUCCUCGCCUCCUUUCCGUUCGUGGCGACACUCUCCAGCAACAGUCCAACGCUGCCCCCCAUAUCGAAAGUGCCCUCGUCACUACUGCAGCACCAGCAGCUCUCGCAUGCAUAGAUCACGAAUUCGCACCCUACAGCAACCACCCAAGGCACACGCUCUAUCAACCUCUGCCAGCACCAGGUAUUUUACCCGCCGCCUGACAGAAGCUUAAGCGAUACCCCAAUUACGUUUCUCCAAACGCCAACGCGAACCACCACCACCACCACCCACAUUCGAGGCGCAUCCAGUCAUCCGCCGCCUGCUUCAGUCCGCCAGCUUGCCAACAUUGCUGCCCAAAGCAGCCACUUGCAUAUAUCCUUUUGCUGGCCACAUCAGCGGGCCGUUACGACGUGGAAGCCAAAGCUUCCCGCAUCAGAUCUACCCGCCGCCCCUGCCUUGCAGCCCGCCGCCAUUCGUAGUCGCCGAAUGACAUCGCUCUGCAGUGCCUAACCCAUCCUGCCAGCUCACGAGACCUGCACCCAGUUCUACGCCCUGCCCUGCAACUGCCGCAGCUACAACCCUCUAGUGCCUUUUCUAGGACAACUACUGGUACCUCUCAGCUCCCGAUCGACCCUACUGCGGUGCCGUUCCCCCCGCAAAGCCAAACCCUGCCACCAGCUCUUCUCGAAGCAAAUCAACAUGCAGAUCGCCGCUCGCUCGCAACCCUUAUAACACUUGCUACCCUGCCGAAGCGCCCCCUCAGUACCUUUCCUAAGGUGCCUGUGUGUGCCUUCUUAAAGAGAGAGCAUGCCUCCAGCAGCCACAAAUAAGAGAAUGGGUCCUCAAUCAACACUGACAUCCAGCAUGUCGUCUUUGACGGCACAGCUGCGACGCCCAAGCCCAGGCCGCGUACAGACGAAUGUACAAUCACAACCCCCCAGCUCUGUUCCGAUCUCAGCCUCCUCUGUAGCGUCAAAUUCGCAACAGGGUUCUCCAAUCCUCUCACCAGAAACCGCCGUCCUCACUACCAACUCUUCUCUACAGGCAUCUCCUGAUGCCUUGCGUCCCAAGGACGAUGAACAAUCCCCUUCCCUCUUUCAACUCCCCGAAUCAAUUCUUUCUCCAAGCGCGAGCGUUACUUCGCUCGGUAAUAGUUGGGCUGGCACCAACAGUCCGCUUGCUGAAGCCAUUAGCUCCAAUGCCACUACCAUUACCGCACCUAUUCCAACUCCUUCCAAAGGAAACCUCAUCCGCCGAUUAUCUAGCCGUGCCUCAAGACGCAUAACCAGCCGACGACGACAGUCUUCAGCUGCUCCUGCUAGCAGAGAUGGUAGCGUCGGCCCAUGCUUCCUCCGCCGUCGUAGCGAGAGCAAUGGACCUGCCAAUGGUGACUUGGGCAAUGGCACAACUGCCACCGACUCGGAAUCGGACAUUGAAGACAGAGAUGAAUUCGGCUCACUGCGUUCCAUGUUCUUCUUAGAUGGUGUCCCUCGAGAGUCUCCGGCAGACAGCGUCGCUGGUUCUGUCGCGGCUGGCUCCAGCACAAUGGCCAGCCCUGUUAUCCCACUACAGCUUCAGCAGGGCACCUGGCUACGCAAGAUCUCCAAGAAGAGCCGGUCAAAGCGUAUUUGCCUCAUCUAUGACAGAGAAACCAAUAAGCUCAUGUGGGAUCGCAUGCGUCCAAACAAAUUCCUUCAUGUUGACGAUAUCCGUGAGAUCCGCUCUGGAUCCGAUAUCCAGCAGUACGGUCGCGACUUCAAGAUUCCCGAGUCGGAGCGUCCCAAAUGGUUCUCUAUCCUCUAUUCUAUCCCGGACAAAUCCAAGUCCAAGUUUAUGCAUCUUAUUGCAGAUGAUGCUCAAACCAGCCACACCUGGAUCACAUUCCUCGAUGCAAUGAUGAAGCAUCGCCAAGACGUCAUGACAUCGUUGAUGGCUUUUGACUCAAAGGCCAUUGCUCAAUAUUGGCAGUCCGAGAUGGCUAAGCAGCUCGGCGAGCAACCUCGUGGCAACAUGCCUGAGGAGCUCGAUGUGAGCGGCGUGAUGCGCGUCUGCCAAAACCUGCACAUUUAUAGUUCACAGGCCACGCUGCAAGCCAACUUUCGCCUUGCUGAUGCUCGCAGACAUGAGCGACUCAACUUCUCCGAAUUUUUGGACUUUGUCCGAUUCAUGAAGCGCCGCCAGGAUGUCCAGCAAAUCAUUCGACUUGUUAGCGAGAAACCCAAUGUUGGACUCACCCUACCUGAAUUUCUCACCUUCCUAAGAGAUAUUCAGGGUGAGGAUGUUGACUCCAACCUUGCUGCCUGGGAGAAGAUAUUCACCAAGUUCAUCCGAAAGCAUAAAGCUGACGACAGCGUUGAGCCUUUGGAGGGCAUCAUGAGCGAAUCUGCGUUUGUUAGCUUUUUGGCUUCGCGUCAUAACGCACCAAUCGCAGAGGAGCCUCAGCAAUACACGUUGGAUCGCCCCAUGAAUGAAUACUUCAUCUCUAGCUCACACAAUACCUACCUACUCGGUCGCCAAGUCGCUGGCCGUUCGAGCAUCGAGGGCUACAUCAAUGCUCUGGUUCGUGGAUGCCGAUGUGUGGAAGUUGAUUGUUGGGAUGGUCCCGACGGCCAACCUCAAGUGGUGCAUGGGCGCACCCUGACGACCUCCAUCAGCUUUAAAGAGGUCAUGACAACCAUCAACAAGUACGCCUUUGUCAAGUCUAGCUUUCCGCUCUGGAUCUCUUUGGAAGUACACUGCAACGCCUCACAGCAAGCCAUCAUGGCUGAAACCAUCAAGCAGGCAUUCGGUGCCCGUCUCGUCACGGAGCCACUCGAUCCAUCGUCAGACAAGCUGCCAUCGCCUUCGGAGCUCAUGGAGAGAAUCCUGAUCAAGGUUAAGGAGCCCCGCAUGCGGGAUGAUGCUGUCAACCCAGAGCCAGUCGCACCUGUCAUCCGCCGUGGUCGUCGUGGACGCGGAAACAGCGUUGGCUCUUCUACCACCUCUCUCAUUGACGCUCUUCCGGUUGUAUCCCAGUCCCUCCCCCAGAGCCCAAUGCUCAGUUCCUCCUCUUAUCCCCGCCGCAUCAUUGGCAAGCGCGUUGACACAAUCUCUGAAUCCCACACUCCUGAACUUGUCAGCAGCAGCCCUAGCGAUACCGAGAGCGGAAGUGACACCGGUGCUACCCGAUCUGCCAAUAAGACUAUUCCUGUUUUGGGCAAACUGGGUGUUUACUGCGCUGGUGUCAAAUUUCCAGGCUUUGAUGCUCCUGCCGCUAAGAAGUUCAACCACAUCUUCUCAUUCAUGGAAUCGAGCUUCGCUAAAAACUCUCGCACCAAGGAAGAAAAGAUGUCCCUUGACAUUCACAAUAUGAGAUACCUCAUGCGAGUAUAUCCUGAUGGCACGCGCUUGGCAUCUAGCAACUUUGACCCUCUCAUCUACUGGCGCCGUGGUGUUCAAAUGGCUGCUCUCAACUGGCAAACAUUUGACCUCGGUAUGCAAUUGAACCGUGCGAUGUACGAAGGUGGACGUGACACCUCUGGCUAUGUUUUGAAGCCUUCUGAGCUUCGUGACAUCCAAGUGCGCCCGUUCAACUCUGCCCUCGCUGAGGGCAAAAAAGAACGAUCUGUUGUGACCUUUAGCAUUGACGUACUUUCUGCACAGCAGCUAAUGCGUCCCGCCAGCCUCGCCGCCAACAAGUCGAUGGACUUUUAUGUCGAGGUUGAGGUCUUCCACGCCAACGAUAAGAGAGACAAGAACGAUGCUACUGUACCAGUCAACCAUGGCCCAGACUCUGCCCUCAAGUUCCAAACCGACGUCGUCCGCGAGAACGGAUUCAAUCCUCUCUUUUCGAAUGGCAAGUUUGAUUUCAAAGUCACGACAAAGCACCCUGAGCUCGUGUUUGUCCGCUGGACAGUUAAGCUCUCUAGCGACGGAGAGAACUAUACUACCAAAGAACGAGCAACAAUGGCUAGCUACACGGCCAAGCUCUGCAACUUGAAGCAGGGACACCGCACCCUGCCCCUGCUCAACCACGUUGGCGAGCAAUACCUUUUCUCCACGCUCUUUUGCAAGAUCACCAAGUCUGAGGUCCAAAAGGUUCUCAUUGACGUGGCAGCGCCCGUCCAAGAUGCCGGCAAGCUGAACAGACUUGGCGGAAAGGUUUUUGGUCGAUCCAACACCAGCCCACGCAGCACUGUCGAAAAGGGCAGCAUGGAGAAGACCGUCAUUGACAUGCGCUCUUAA